AUGGUGCUCUCGCUGCCAGUCCCCGGCUUCUCCAGAUCCUCCAUAUCCCGCCCCGCCGACGGCACGCAAUCCCACCGAAAGUCAGCCUCCGGUUCUUCAACUAGCUCCUCUUCCAGUCGCAAUUCCCGAAAGCCAUCCCUAGGACAGACUGGCUCCUCUCCCAACAGCUACUCCAUCACCCUCGAAGCGCUACGAAAUAACCCAUUUGGCAGUACCUCCCGAUCCCGCGGCCCCGUCCAGCUCUCGGUCCACGAAACAGAGGAACACAAGCGAGAACAGGAGGAACUCAAUACUGCACUCGAGACUCUGGUUCGAAUAUUUCCCGAUGUGCAAAUAGAGGUAUUCCGCGAGCUGCUACUACGCUUUGACGGACAGAGCCGGUUACAAGUGUGUGUGGAGGAGCUACUCAGGCAUAAGAAGAAAUGGGUUUCGGGGCGGUGGAAUCUCCCGGAAGGAACCACUGAAGCCAAGGUAGAGGGAAGUGCCCGCACAGCGCCUGGGGGCGACAACUUUGCUCGACAUGACGUUGGCAAUGGUGGCCUGGUCCCUCCCGAGGAGCGGUUUCGGUCCGAUGAAUACAAGGCCGCUGUGCGGAUGGCCAUGACAAGAGAAUAUAAUGGUCUGAACAAGAGUACAGUGGAGGCUGUUCUAGCUGAAGUGAAUUUCAGCUAUGCUCGGGCUCGACCGACGCUCCGGGAUCUGUCGCGUCGGACAUGGCGCGCGACAUUCAACAGCAUGUUCCCGUCUUUCAGGCGAAAGAAGGACCGCGACGAACAUCCGCUUCUGGCCUGGCAUCGUCGAGCAGAUGGGGAACUUGUUCCCGUUCUGAAGGAAACUGGGUGCAACGAGCUGGAUGCAGAGCUCCACGAGAUGUUGUUGGCCCCGCUGUUGCGGCAGAAGCGUGAAGAGCAGCGUGAUAAGGAUUUCCGAUUUGCUUCAGAGUUGAAUACGAAGGAAGCCCAAGAACUCAAUGCCCUUUACGAAUGCGAGUGUUGUUUCGCCGACGUGACAUUUGAGCAGAUCGCGACAUGUUCAACCAACACUCAUAUCAUUUGCUACCACUGCAUUCAAAGAACCGUCUACGAAGCGCUGUUUGGGCAGGGCUGGGGAAAGUCUGUCGACUUGGAGCAUUAUACUUUGAAGUGUCUUGCCCCGUUGUCCAUCGGGUCGUGCGAGGGAUGCCUUCAUCCAGAGAUUGUCAAGCAGGCAAUUCUUCUCGACACGGCUGGCUUCGAAACAUACCGCAAAUUCGAGGAUCGGCUCUCCUCCGAGGCGCUUAUGAAGUCUCAGCUGAAGCUCGUUAGAUGUCCAUUCUGCUCAUAUGCUGAAAUCGACCCAGUGUACCACCCUUCAUCCCAUGGUGUCCGCUGGCGGCUCCGUCGUGACGGUGGCAUUAUUCCUACGAUUUUGAUGACCCUUCUCCUACUUGAUCUUGUCCCCUUACUCGUAAUCCCUGUUUUUAUUCUGCUCCUUUUGGACCCAGCCACCGUAACAGCGGUCUUCGGGAAUGCCAUCCGCAACCUUUGUCUCAAGAUCCGACCUAAACGAUUCACCUGUGCCAACCCCUCCUGCUCACGCAUUAGCUGUAUGACGUGCCAGAAACCGUGGCGAGAUCCACAUGUGUGUCAUGAGCCGUUACUCCUGGACUUGCGCGCUACCGUCGAGGCUGCCCGCACCGCCGCCGUGAAACGCACCUGUCCCCGCUGCUGCCUCUCAUUCGUCAAAUCCUCAGGCUGCAACAAAUUGACUUGCGUCUGUGGCUACUCCAUGUGCUACCUAUGCCGCAAGGCACUAGGCCCACCUAUACGAACAACCGCGCCUGCCCGUGCCCCUCGCGGGUUAGAUGCCUUUGAUGGCCCGGGCGAUAUACCCGACGAUAUCUUUUUUGAUGAACAUGUCGCAGGCAACAUGUCCGAAGACGACGAAUUCGAAGAACCAGAAGGAUACAAACACUUCUGCGAGCAUUUCCGCAUCAACCCUGGGUCCCGCUGCACAGAAUGCACCAAAUGCAAUCUCUAUCAAGCAGAAGACGAGGAAGCGGUCGCCCGCCGCGCAGGAGAGAAAGCUGAGCGUGAAUGGCGGAUCAGGCAAGGCAGUUCCGGAACCAGCAACCCGACUUCGACUGCUGGAUUCCGCAACGUCAAUCAUGAUCUUUCGGCAGGGGCCGAUAGCCACUCUACGAAUCGCCGAGCGACGGCUUCAAUUUGGGAUUUGCAGCUUACAUCUUCGAAUAAGCCGUGGGCUUACUGGCUCAGUGAUGUGUGGGCUGAUGGACGAUGGAAACUCGAGGGUCAGGCUUUUGCGGACUGGAUUGUGGAACGAGUCGUCGAAGUUGAGGACGUAUGA
Messenger RNA from Penicillium samsonianum, 2346 nucleotides. Its product is annotated as E3 ubiquitin-protein ligase. The transcript has a single exon. The record is from RefSeq and is a predicted model, not a curated record. Bases 1 to 2346 code for a protein of 781 amino acids. Lineage: Eukaryota; Fungi; Ascomycota; Eurotiomycetes; Eurotiales; Aspergillaceae.